This is a messenger RNA of Pseudo-nitzschia multistriata, 2901 nucleotides long. NCBI's taxonomy places the organism in Eukaryota, Bacillariophyta, Bacillariophyceae, Bacillariales, Bacillariaceae. The record is from the annotation of a GenBank genome assembly.
AAACUUUUUCAACAAUUUCUUUCGUGGUGGAGUGUGAGUGUGUUGUGUUGUGGUUUUAUGGAUUUUACUGUACAUUUGAAACAGCUCGUAACUCUCCUCGUCCUCCAGCGGAAAUAGAACCAGGAGGCAUCACGCUUCUGGCGACGGAUUCGAAAACCCUUUCGAUUUCGGUCGCGCAGCGGGUGAAGGGGUAAUUCCAGAAUUGGUACUUCUCUUGGUUCUUGAUCAGUUCAAUAAAGGUGACCAACAAUCCCCAUGGAUGAGGUCUGUGAAGAAUCAAUCGUUCGAGCAAGACUCGAGUUACCUGCUCUUUGACCGCCACAUUCUUGGACUCGCUGAAGAGAUAGAGCAUGACACACGAAAAAUAGUGGGUAUGGCUGGAUGGAUAUCGAAGCUGAUUGGCGAUUGCGUUCAAGCAAACGUAGCGACCCUUGUCAUCAAAAUCCAUAAGCUUCUGCAAGACCUCCAUUUCCGGAGAACGAGACAACGAAAUCUGCGAGCUUUGACGAGCUAAGGCAUGAAUGCCGACGUACAAAACAAGGGAAUUGACCUUCGGAGCGUCGAUCCCAUUCGAGUUGUCUUUUUUGAGGAGCAAGGGGAAAGCCUCCAGAAUAUCUCUUCUUUGCCCCUCUUUCAAGAACGCGUCCAAAUGACCGCGGAAUGAAUCGAUUGGCCCGAGCACGUUCGAUAGGAUGAUAGGGCUCUGAGAAAUUUCAGAGAGCAUAUCAAUCUUCAAGUUUGGAGUGAAUGGAUCUGGUGGGUUCAUUCCCUUGGGCGUCGCGGACAAAAUCAUGUUCCGAAGUUGGAUGCAGUUGUGCGGAAUGACGUUGCAGAAAGACAGGUGAUAUCCCGCUAGAAAGGAGGGGAAAUCGUGCAAAAGAACCAAGAAGACACGAAGAGUGCCUUCGUAUAGUUUCUUUACCGGAGGAGUCAUUUCACCAAUUUUGAUGUGGGGUUCUAAAAAGAGCAAGUAAUCAAUCAAAAGCUGAUGAAUAGUGUCCCAUCCUUGUUGGUUUUCGAUCAGCAUCAUGUUGGGUAGGAAAUGGCGAUGGGACACAAGCUCGAACCAAGAAAACGAAAAACCUGGGACAACCAGUGGCUGCGAAACGUGGAACGUUGCUGCAAACACGCUCAAAACUCCCUGGCGGAUAGGCUCGAGCUCUGGAUCAGGUUUGUUGAUGUCGAUCACCAAAUUCAUGAAGAUACGGUACCACGGUCUUUGAUCCCAUUGCUGCCCUUUGGAGCCUUUGGUCUUCUCAACGUCCCACAUCAUAGUCCGGACAGUGCAUCCAAGGAUCUUGUUCAACAUCGCCAAGCGCUGAACCUUGAUCUGUUCAGGGUUCGACCCAGAAUUUAGAUGCUUGAACAUAAGAACUAGAAGCUUGCAAUAGAUGUCAGCAACUGCAUAAUUCAAAACGCUCUUUCCGUUUUCUCCACUAACUCCAGACUUCUGAACAGCGUCGACAACGAUUAGACUAGCAAGACGAAGAAAACGCUCCGUGUGCUCUUCAACUUUUCCAACUCCAAACCCUUGAAGGUAUUGGAGAAAUUGGCCAUUGAUUUUGUCAUUCCCAGCAGCUUCGUUGUUGACUCGGAUCCAGUUUUCAAGUAGUUGGGUCACCUGCUGUCUAGCAUUGGGGGGGUCCUUUUGUGCAAAAGCCUCGGUGGCUUCGGCAACUUUCCCAGAUGCCGUGGAGAAUCUCGAUAGAGAGUCAACUGAUAAGCUGCUGCUACCAGUAGUUGGUGGGGUUGCCCGAUCAGACUGAGAUGAUGCAACAGAUGACAAUCCUCGCAUUUCUUCCAGCAUACGAAGAAUUGGUUUUUUGUACGCUUGAAUUACGUUUUGUCCCGCUAGGCUUCGGCCAUCGGCAAUUCUUGUCAUCAAGUCAAUAACCUUCGGGAAGUCAUUUGGUAGAGAAAUUCUCUCCAUGAACGCAGUUCGAAUAAAAAGAAGCGCGAACUCAACCCAAACAGGGUUUCGGCCAUUAUCAGCACGUGCAGCAAGGAAUUGAUCCAGUUCAAUAACUGCCAGAAGACGACUUCGAACAAGAAGGAGCAAGACCGUUCUAUGCAGGCGUCGCUGCGCUUCGGUAUUGGUAGGAGCGUAUGUAGCCCACGUUCCCAUGUCUUUACCAAGCUUUGGGCAGGAAACAUUGAUUUUCUCCAAGAGCGCCACCAAUGCUUCAAGCCUGAGAGGCUCACCCAAGCUAAGCUCAUAGAGACGCUUGAAAAUACCCUGCGAAAACUGGAGAACAGCAUCUUGUUCACUUUGAAUCAAUGGACGGACAACUUCACCAUUUGCGUUUAGGUUCGGUAAAAUCUGGUUGACAGCCGAAAGCAACUGACGAAUUUGAUGUUCAGGUGGAAGCAUUUGCAGCUUCACCUCUGGAGCACGGGGUCCUGCAGAAGUCAGAAGAGCUGUGACACCACUGUCAAGCUUCGCCGCCAAAGCGGAUAACGCUUCGAUACCAAGUUGAGGCUUCUGAGCUGACGGCUGCAUAUCGGAUUCAGGAACUCGUGACGGAGCGCUACGCCCAGGACCUAGACCAGAUGACGCAACAUUGGGUGCCAUUCCACCAGGUGUCGGAGUCUGACGAGGCAUCUUCUGAAAGCUAUCGUAGAGCUGAAAGUGUUCCGCUCUGAGACCACCUGCCUUUGGACGAAGUUGCUCGGGUAGUCCUGCAGGGUAGCGUUGCUUGUUUCCAAAAAUCGACAUGUCGUAGAAUGGUUGGCCAGUCUGUUCACGAUGUUUUCUUCUAGAAUUCAACUGUUGUGCAAGUGCCUCGUCCACGUCGCGAACUGCCUUUUCGGUGGCAGCUUUUUCGAUCAGCAUACAACCAAGUUCUAAAUUAUCAGUGGCGCACACCUGAACGCAUUGUUCAAUAAUAUUUUGCUCUUGCU